Messenger RNA from Arabis nemorensis, 585 nucleotides. The record is from the annotation of a GenBank genome assembly. Lineage: Eukaryota; Viridiplantae; Streptophyta; Magnoliopsida; Brassicales; Brassicaceae.
AUGGCGACGACAAUGACGAAACCAAUCUCGUUAACUUGUCUCCGUUUCAAUUAUGAUCGAAAAAACAUGUCUUUCUCUGAUUGCAUUUCGAUUUCUUCUGGAUUCCGACCGUCUUCUCUCGAUUUGGUCACGAAAUCACCGAGUAAUAACAAAACUCGUUUUUUCCCUCUCGUUAGAGCACAAAGCUCUUCUGAUUAUAUUCCAGACUCAAAAUUUUACAAGGUGGAAGCAAUUAUCAGGCCAUGGAGAAUCCAGCAUGUUUCCUCGGCUUUAUUGAAAAUCGGGAUACGAGGUGUUACGGUUUCUGAUGUUCGAGGGUUUGGUGCACAAGGUGGUUCUACUGAGAGACAUGGUGGCUCUGAGUUCUCGGAAGACAAGUUUGUUGCUAAAGUUAAAAUGGAAAUCGUUGUCACGAAAGACCAAGUGGAAUCUGUAAUCAACACCAUAAUUGAUGGAGCAAGGACUGGAGAGAUUGGUGAUGGGAAAAUUUUCGUUUUGCCUGUGUCAGAUGUCAUAAGGGUUCGGACAGGUGAGCGCGGAGAAAAGGCAGAGAAGAUGACUGGUGAUAUGCUUUCAUCCUCUUAG